Messenger RNA from Puntigrus tetrazona (Sumatra barb), 1020 nucleotides. RefSeq names its product CD48 antigen-like. Lineage: Eukaryota; Metazoa; Chordata; Actinopteri; Cypriniformes; Cyprinidae. The coding region runs from base 1 to 1020 and encodes 339 amino acids. The transcript has 7 exons. The record is from RefSeq and is a predicted model, not a curated record.
AUGAGAAUACUUAAGAUAAUCAGUGCCGGCUUUUUUCUUCCAGGUUUGUGUGGUGUUUAUACAGAAGAAACGGUGAUAUCAGUGACUGAGGGAGAGUCUGUCACUUUAAAUACUGGUGUUACUGAACUACAUAAAGAUGAUCAGAUACUGUGGUCGUUUAUACUUAAUAGUUCAGAGACCCGUUUAGCUGUCAUCUAUAAUCAGAUGCUCUCUAUAUAUGAUGAUAAAGAGAAUAAUGAGAGAUUCAGAGGCAGACUACAGCUAGAUGAACAGACGGGAUCUCUGACCAUCACAAACAUCAACAGAUUACACUCUGGACUUUAUAAACUAACGAUCAUCAGUGGAGUGAUUAAACACAAGAGCUUUAGUACUGAAGUCUAUGGUAUUCUGCCUGUUCCUCUCAUUAUCAGAGACUCUUUACAAACUCCUUCAACAUCAUCAGGAUCAUCAGUGUCCAGAUGUUCGCUGCUGUGUUCGGCGGUGAACGUGAGUCAUGUGACUCUCUCCUGGUACAAAGGAAACAGUUUAUUGUCCAGCAUCAGUGUGUCUGAUCUCAGCAUCAGUCUCUCUCUACCUCUGGAGGUGGAAUAUCAGGAGAAAAACACCUACAGCUGUGUGAUCAACAACCCCAUCAGAAACCAGACCAGACAUCUGGACAUCAGUGAAGUCUGUGAGACAUUUGGAGACAGACUGCAGAUGGACGAUCAGACUGGAACCCUGACCAUCAGAAACAUCAGUAAUGAUCACUCUGGACUUUAUAAACUACUGAUCCUCAGCAACAGAGAAAACUCAUACAAGAGUGAAUCAUGUCACAUGAGUGAAAUCAGCAAAUCUCCUUUUCUGUUUGUGCUGAUUUCUGUGAUUCUGGUGAUCAGUGCUGUGAUGUUUCUUCUCUGCAACAAAAACAAAUCGGAUGAGAAAAUCCCUUUGGAAUACACACAGAUCAUCUACAGGCUUCAGACGGGAGAUCAGUCCCAGAAACCACAUCAGGAUGUGAACAGAUACAAUGUGACUCAAUAG